AUGUUCUCCAAGAACUCAGGCCUCGCGGCGGCGCUGCUGGCAGCGCCUGCCGUGCACGCCCACUACAUCUUCUCACAGUUGAUCGUAAACAACCAGACCGUCGGCUCCGACUACAGCUACAUUCGACAGAACACCAACACUUACAUGCCCUCCUACGCCGCCGACAUCAUCAAUUCUGAAGACCUUCGAUGCAACGCCGGCGCCGGUAGCGCUUUCUCCGAGACGUACGACGUCAAGGCCGGCGACACCAUAGGCUUCAAGCUCUCCUUCGACGAGCUCAUUGAGCAUCCUGGUCCGGGUUUCGUGUACAUGUCCAAGGCACCGGGGGACGUUGGCAGCUACGUCGGCGAUGGCGACUGGUUCAAGGUGUGGGAGGGAGGUGCAAACGGCGCCGCAAACGUCGACACGAACUGGGUGACAUGGCAGAAGGACAGAAUUGAGUUCGCCAUUCCUGCCGACAUUCCUGAUGGCGAUUACCUUGUUCGCCCUGAACACAUCGCUAUCCACGAGAACCAUGUCGGCAAAGCCCAGUUCUACAUGGAGUGCGCCCAGCUCCGCAUCAGCGGCGGUGGCAGCGGAACUCCCAGCCCGCUGGUCAAGAUUCCCGGCCUCUAUGCCACCGACGACCCAGGCUUCACCUACAGCAUCUGGACCGGCAGCGAUCCCGGCUACACCAUGCCCGGACCUGCCGUCUGGGGAGGCAGCGCCAACGCCAACACCACUAACACGGGUGCCGCUUCGGGGACAGCAUCCACGGACUCGAGUGCUAAUGCACCAAGUGGCUUUUCGUUCGGCCAGUGGAACAGCCGCGUUAAGGGCCGCAGAGCCGCUUAG
This is a messenger RNA of Zasmidium cellare ATCC 36951, 834 nucleotides long. RefSeq names its product lytic polysaccharide monooxygenase. The record is from RefSeq and is a predicted model, not a curated record. The transcript is spliced from 2 exons. Lineage: Eukaryota; Fungi; Ascomycota; Dothideomycetes; Mycosphaerellales; Mycosphaerellaceae. The coding region runs from base 1 to 834 and encodes 277 amino acids.